CUUAUAUAAAAGCUGUUGUUGCUAGUGUGUAUUAUAAAGUUAGCAAUUUCUUUCGAUUCUGCAUAUUGCUAAAUACACUCUGCCUGAAACAGCAUUUAAUUUAACUAAAUGUCUCUUAGGAAAUGAAUAUACCCUUAAGUCUCUGAACUGAAUCUUGUGCUGUGCUUACCUAAUACAAGCUGUGGGAUAGAUAUCUGCUGGGAUUUUAAUUUAGCACAAGUCUUGUAUUCUCAGUUUGACAACCUAUUCUCGUGUGUACAUCAGAUGAUAAGAUAUAAGAACUAGAUAAAGUAAACUAAAUCAGACAGGCAUUUAUCAGCUGUGCCUGGUCAGUAUGGUACAAGCUACCGCAAUGCAGCUUCUUUUGAUCUUGGCUCUAUUGAGCCCAGUGAUUAAACCUACACCAGGUAAAACAACAGAACCUGCUUGCACACUUCAGGGAAACUUUGAGCUCCCCGGAUUCCUUGCAGAUGGAGACAUUAUUAUUGCAGGACUCUUCCCCAUACAUUACCGGGUACUGGCUCCUGAACUCAACUACACCUACAAACCUGCAGCUUUAGGAUGCCAAGGCUUUAGCUCUAGAACAUUUCGUCGGGCCCAGACGAUGAGAUUUGCUAUUAAAGAAAUCAACGAGAAUCCAAGUCUUCUUCCAAAUAUUACUCUGGGAUAUAAGAUGUAUGAUUCCUGUGACACACAUGUGGGUGCAGUGCGAGCCGCUCUCUCAGUUAUUAAUGGGCCCAAAGAAGUCUCAAGUAUGAUGUGCUCUGGAGCCUCACCUGUGAAGGUCAUUAUUACAUCAUUUUCCAGUAUUGUGUCAAAUACACUGCAACCUUUUAAAAUCCCCUUGAUAAGUUAUGUCUCAACAUGUGCUUGCCUUAGCAACAGAAACAACUAUCCACAUUUUUUUCGAACUAUUCCAAGUGAUUAUUACCAGGUGAAAGCCAUCGUUCAGCUGGUAAAGCACUUUGGCUGGACCUGGGUUGGAGGAGUUUAUGAAGAUACUGGAUAUGGAAUAUUUGCAUUUGAACAGCUAAGUAAAGAAUUUAAAAAAAUUGGAGUCUGUUUGGCCUACUGUGAAAUUAUUAAUAAAGCAUACAGCAGAAAAAGGAUUCUUAACAUUUUAGAUAUAAUGAAGAAGUCCUCUGCAAAGGUCGUCAUAUCGUUUGCAGAAGAGGGGGGGCUCUACCCCUUGCUGACAGAGUAUGUACAACAAAAUAUCACAGGAAUUCAGUGGAUAGCCAGUGAAGCCUGGAUAACAUCUUCCGUGUUUUCAUCCAGAAAAUUCUAUCCAUCACUAGGUGGUACAAUUGGAUUUGCCAUUCGCAGGGGUGAGAUUCCUGGUUUAAAAGACUUCCUCCUUCAAGUUCAUCCAUCGUUGUACCCUGACAAUGCUCUAGUCAAGGAGCUCUGGAGCACUAUAUUUGGAUGCGCAUUUCAACCUUCAAACACCACUGACCAGUCUGUGAGAGGGCUGCCUUUGUGUACUGGUCAUGAAUCUUUAGAAGAGAAGUACAGUGAAUACACAGAUGUAUCUAGUCUCAGAAUGUCUUACAAUGUUUAUAAAGCAGUAUAUGCUUUUGCUCAUUCAUUGCACAAUUUGAUAAACUGUGAGCCUGGCAAAGGACCAUUUGAUAAUUUCACAUGUGCAGAUAUUUCAAACAUCGAGCCUUAUCAGCUUCAGCAUUACAUUCAAGAGGUGUCAUUCACAAUGUUCGGAGAAGAAAUCAACUUUGAUAGCAAUGGAGACACAUCUGCCUCCUAUGAUUUGAUAAACUGGCAGAGAGACGCAGAUGGAACUAUUCGCUUUGUCACAGUGGGGCUUUACGAUGUAUCCAAAGGUGUGGGCAAAGAGCUUGUGAUAAACGAAACGAUAUUACAUUGGAGAGGCAACCAAACCAAGGUACCGAGUUCAGUAUGCACUGAAAGCUGCCCCCCUGGUACAAGGAAAGGGGUUCGUCGAGGAGAGCCUCUUUGUUGCUUUGACUGUCUACCAUGUGCUGAUGGUGAGAUUAGUGAUCAGACAGAUUCAAUAGAAUGCAUACAAUGCCCUGUGGAUUUCUGGUCGAAUGCUGAAAGAACUGAAUGCAUACCCAAAGAAAUUGAAUACCUUACGUACGAUGAAAUGGGGGUCACGUUAACUGUGAUUGCCUUAUUUGGAGCCUGUCUUACAAUUGGUGUCCUUGCUGUGUUCCUUCAUUACAAAAACACUCCAAUAGUCCGUGUCAACAACUCUGAACUCAGCUUUUUCAUUCUGCUGUCACUGGCACUGUGUUUCCUGUCUUCUAUUGCAUUCAUAGGUGAGCCAGCUAAUUGGUCUUGCAUGUUUAGGCACACUGUGUUUAGCAUCACAUUCUCACUGUGCAUAUCUUGUAUUCUUGGUAAAACAGUAGUGGUGCUGAUGGUCUUUAAAGCCACACAACCUGGCAGUAAUAUCAUGAAAUGGUUUGGACCCAUACAACAAAGAAUUAUGAUUUCCGCUUGCACUUCUGUUCAGAUUAUCAUCUGUGCUAUAUGGUUGAUUGCUAUGCCCCCCUUCCCUUCAAAGAACACUAAAUAUCAAAGUUCAAAGAUUAUUUUGGAAUGUGAUGUUGGGUCUACCUUGGCAUUUUGGUGUGUAUUGGGCUACAUUGGGGUUUUGGCUUGUAUGUGCUUUGUUCUUGCAUUUUUAGCAAGGAAACUGCCGGGCAAUUUCAAUGAGGCCAAAUACAUUACAUUUAGUAUGCUCAUCUUUUGUGCUGUAUGGAUAGCCUUUAUACCUGCGUAUGUCAGUUCACCAGGAAAAUACACUGUUGCAGUUGAAAUAUUUGCUAUUCUUUCAUCGAGUUUUGGGCUACUUUUCUGUAUAUUUGCACCAAAAUGCUACAUAAUUUUACUAAAACCAGAGAAAAACACUAAGCAAUACAUUAUGGGGAAGUAACAUGGCAGUAGAAACAAAAACAUUUGAUGAAAGCAUGAAGAGUAGAAUGGAUAUGGAAGAGGAGAGUGGCUAUGGAAGAGGAGAGUGGAUAGUGUGGCCUAUAAAACAUUCUGUAUGUAAACCUUAUUGUGAACCAUUAGACUUUGUAAAGUGUUAUGUAAUGCAUAAUAAAUCAGCCUUAAAAUGAUCUUAAAGGGUACAACAUUAUUAUAAAAAAUACAGUAUGUGACUCACAUGGUAAGAAAUGUUCAAUAAUAAAAGUCUGGACAAUUUGAAUGUUAACCAUGAUAAGGUUUAUAUAUCACUGAAUUUCGUUUCAUGUAAACACUCUUUUAAAUGACCUAGAGACCUGUUUUUAAUCGAAAAACUGUAUUGCUGCAUAGAUGAUCUGUAUACUGACACAAUUAAAAACAACUUUAGC
Molecule: messenger RNA, 3338 nt
Organism: Acipenser ruthenus (sterlet)
Lineage: Eukaryota; Metazoa; Chordata; Actinopteri; Acipenseriformes; Acipenseridae
Product: extracellular calcium-sensing receptor-like
Exons: 6
Coding region: 335-2917 (860 amino acids)
Biological process (GO): G protein-coupled receptor signaling pathway
Cellular component (GO): membrane
Molecular function (GO): G protein-coupled receptor activity
Source: RefSeq, a predicted model, not a curated record